Molecule: messenger RNA, 486 nt
Organism: Gavia stellata (red-throated loon)
Lineage: Eukaryota; Metazoa; Chordata; Aves; Gaviiformes; Gaviidae
Gene: XG
Product: Xg glycoprotein (Xg blood group)
Exons: 9
Coding region: 1-486 (161 amino acids)
Biological process (GO): positive regulation of neutrophil extravasation; homotypic cell-cell adhesion; T cell extravasation
Source: RefSeq, a predicted model, not a curated record
AUGGGGAAAUUCAGAAGUAUCCUUCUUUUGUGCCUUGGCUUUCUUCUAGUCCAUGUAAGAGGUCAACGUGAUUUUGAUUUAGCUGAUGCUCUUGAUCACCCAGAGGACAUAAUUACCCGGAAGCCUACAGUGAUCAGAAGACCGACAAGGCCUGUGCUGAACAAUGAUCUGCAUUUAGAAGAUGCUCUUGGUGGGGGUGACAUCCCAAGAAAACCUUUAUACCCACCUCUUCCGCCACGACCGGGAAGCCAUAGUAAUUCUGGAGGUUUUGAUGACUCAGAUCUCCUUGAUGGGAAGCCUUUACCACCGCACAUAACAGGAGAAGAGGAGCAUCAUUUCAACCAUGGAGGAAACACGGAUUCAGGAUUAAUAGCUGGAGUUACAUCUCCUAUAAUUUCUGCUUUUGUAAUAUUAGUCGUUGGAUCGAUAGCGGCCUACUCCGCUUAUAAGAACAAGAGACUUUGUUUCAAACCACAUGCAAAGUGA